Eupeodes corollae is the source of this 498-nucleotide messenger RNA. RefSeq lists its product as uncharacterized. The record is from RefSeq and is a predicted model, not a curated record. The transcript has a single exon. Lineage: Eukaryota; Metazoa; Arthropoda; Insecta; Diptera; Syrphidae. Bases 1 to 498 code for a protein of 165 amino acids.
AUGGAGAAAGAGCCCUCACAGAAUGAAGAACGAACACCUGUUGAUAAACAAUCAUACCAGGAACUCAUCGGUAGUCUUUUACAUCUGUCUACUUUUAGUCGCCCAGAUAUCUCCUGCAAUGUUAACAUGUUGUCUCAAUUCAAUCAAGACCCAAGAAAGCAGCACUGGAAUUUAGCUUUAUCUGUUCUUAAGUAUUUAAAAGGAACAAUUAAUUCAAAAAUUCUCUAUUCCAGAACAGGCAAACCAAUUUCCGCUUACUCUGACUCCAAUUGGGCAGAAGACAUCAAUGAUCGGAAAUCCCAAUCGGGCAUUGUUUUCGUAAUGGCUGGAGGUCCUAUUGACUGGGAAUCAAGAAAACAAUCAAUAAUAACAACAUCAAGUGCUGAAGCCGAAUAUGUGACAUUAACAUCUGCUGCUAAGAAGGCAAAAUAUUUCAAGCUCUUACUCGUUGAACUCGGAAUCCUGAGUGAAGAGCAGCCCAUAGAAUUUAUACACUGA